AUGUCAAUCGGCGAAUCAUCUUUGUCGGAGUUGCCCAUCUGGUGGCCAUCGUGGUGGUACAUAGGAGAGAUAAUACCGAGUAUUGUUAUAAACGGCCAAACAGAGCGUCGUUUAAGUUCUGCUAUAGUAGCGGAAAUCCAUUUGGAUGCCAUGGGCCUUGGAGACACAAUUAAAGAAAAGAAUGAUGCAUCAUUGCAAGAUAAAGCAAAGGCCAUGAUUUUUCUCUGGCGCCAUAUUAGUGAGGAACUGAAAAAUGAAUACCUCACUGAAAGAGAUCCACUUUGUUUGUGGAACAAUUUGAAAGACAGAUAUGAUCAUCAAAAAACAGUUAUCCUCCCAAAGGCCAGGGCUGAUUGGCUGCAACUAAGCUCUACAUUGAAAUUAUGUGGUGAUACUGUUACUGAUGAACUUCUAUUAGAAAAAACAUUCACCACAUUUCACGCCUCGAAUGUACUCUUGCAACAACAAUAUCGAGAACAACAAAAUAAUGAACUUUUAUUGAGAAACCACCAGUCCCGUCCAACUGGAUCGACACCGAUCCCAGAAACAUAUGUUGCCUCAUCCCGUGGUCGUGGACGCGGACGUGGACGUGGUCGUGGUGGUAGAAAUGAAUAUGGUCGUGGCAAAAAUAACUACCACAAUAAUGAAUAUGGUCGUGGUAGAAAUCAUUCUUAUUAUCGUGAAGGAUAUCAAUCCUCACAUUUUUGCAAUCAGAGAGCCACACCAUAUCCUCAAAGGAAAGAUCAUAAUGAAAUGAGACAAGUAAAAGGGAAGGAUGUGGCUCAACCUUCCAAGGCUCAUGAUAAUACUUGCUAUCGGUGUGGCAUGACAGGGCAUUGGCAAAGUAUUUGUCGUACACCGAAGCAUCUGGCUGAUCUGUAUCAAGCCUCAAUAAAAGAAAAGGGAAAACAAAAGGAAAUGAAUUUCCUUGAUCAUGAUGAGCCAAUUGACACCACAAAUCUGGAAAUGAAUUUCAUUAAUCAUGAUGAGCCAGUUAACAUCACCAAUCUGGAUGUAUCAGAUUUUUUUGAUGAUCGUGAUGGAAUGAUAGACUUCCUGAUUGGUGAUAGAAAUGUCCACACCAGUUAA
Molecule: messenger RNA, 1089 nt
Organism: Cornus florida
Lineage: Eukaryota; Viridiplantae; Streptophyta; Magnoliopsida; Cornales; Cornaceae
Exons: 4
Coding region: 1-1089 (362 amino acids)
Molecular function (GO): zinc ion binding; nucleic acid binding
Source: RefSeq, a predicted model, not a curated record